AUGUCAAUGGAUGUCGGUGUUGUCGGCCUCGGGGUGAUGGGCGCGAACCUGGCCUUGAACAUUGCGGAGAAAGGGUUUAAAGUUGCUGUGUUCAACCGUACGUACUCUAAGAGCGAGGAAUUCAUGAAAGCGAAUGCCUCUGCUCCAUUUGCGGGUAAUUUGAAGGCGUUUGAAACUAUGGAGGCAUUUGCAGCGUCACUCAAGAAACCUCGAAAGGCCCUCAUCCUGGUGCAGGCGGGCGCGGCUACGGACUCAACAAUUGAACAACUUAAGAAAGUGUUUGAGAAGGGAGAUAUCCUCGUUGAUACCGGUAACGCGCAUUUUAAGGAUCAGGGACGCCGCGCCCAGCAGCUGGAGGCGGCAGGUCUCCGGUUUCUUGGGAUGGGCAUAUCCGGGGGCGAGGAGGGUGCACGCAAAGGGCCAGCCUUUUUCCCUGGAGGGACGCUUAGUGUGUGGGAGGAAAUACGACCAAUUGUUGAGGCCGCCGCAGCUAAGGCAGAUGAUGGCCGGCCCUGUGUGACGAUGAACGGCAGCGGCGGCGCGGGAUCAUGCGUGAAGAUGUACCACAAUUCGGGUGAAUACGCCAUUUUGCAAAUUUGGGGUGAGGUUUUUGACAUCCUUCGGGCAAUGGGACUGAACAACGAUGAAGUUGCUGCCGUUCUUGAAGAUUGGAAAUCAAAGAACUUCUUGAAGUCUUAUAUGCUCGAUAUCUCAAUUGCAGCCGCGCGGGCAAAGGAUAAGGAUGGAAGUUAUCUUACGGAGCACGUGAUGGAUCGUAUUGGAUCGAAGGGCACCGGCUUAUGGUCCGCCCAAGAGGCUCUCGAGAUUGGAGUCCCUGCGCCCAGUUUGAACAUGGCUGUCGUAUCGCGGCAGUUCACAAUGUAUAAAACUGAGCGUCAAGCGAAUGCCAGCAAUGCACCCGGUAUUACUCAAUCCCCUGGAUACACUCUCAAAAACAAAAGCCCCAGUGGGCCCGAAAUUAAGCAGCUCUACGACUCUGUGUGCAUUGCCAUUAUCUCAUGCUACGCUCAAAUGUUUCAGUGCCUGCGUGAGAUGGACAAGGUGCAUAACUUCGGACUCAAUCUUCCAGCUACCAUUGCAACUUUCCGCGCCGGUUGCAUUUUGCAGGGCUACCUUUUAAAACCCAUGACUGAGGCAUUCGAAAAGAAUCCCAACAUUAGCAAUCUCAUGUGUGCAUUCCAAACCGAGAUCAGGGCAGGACUACAGAAUUACCGCGAUAUGGUGGCACUUAUCACAUCAAAGUUGGAAGUGUCCAUUCCUGUGCUGUCGGCCUCCCUCAAUUACGUUACUGCGAUGUUUACGCCAACACUCAAGUAUGGGCAACUUGUGUCGUUGCAGCGGGAUGUGUUCGGUCGGCACGGCUACGAAAGGGUGGAUAAAGACGGCCGCGAAUCAUUCCAAUGGCCUGAGUUGCAAUAA
Messenger RNA from Trypanosoma brucei brucei TREU927, 1440 nucleotides. Its product is annotated as 6-phosphogluconate dehydrogenase decarboxylating. Gene Ontology annotation, biological process: pentose-phosphate shunt; pentose-phosphate shunt, oxidative branch. Gene Ontology annotation, molecular function: NADP binding; phosphogluconate dehydrogenase (decarboxylating) activity. Gene Ontology annotation, cellular component: cytosol. NCBI's taxonomy places the organism in Eukaryota, Euglenozoa, Kinetoplastea, Trypanosomatida, Trypanosomatidae. The record is from RefSeq and is a predicted model, not a curated record. Bases 1 to 1440 code for a protein of 479 amino acids. The transcript has a single exon.